UGACACUGCAUCAUGCCCACAUACAUUUAAAAUAUUUCCGCAGAUUUCAUAAAUAAUACUUCUUGGUCUAUGAAGGUCUCGCUCGUUCAAUUAAGUCUUAUAAGAUUGACCCCCUCUUUUUCUUUAACGUUAACCACUGAAUGGCUAAUAACAACUUCGGUACACAACAAAGUGCAAUUUACCACCAGACAAAGCGGGUGUUCUACAAGGUGUUGAUUUCUAUUGCUGCUGGAAUGAUAGUUCUUUGAUUUUGUGCCGGCGUUCUAGGUGGGCUUGCUGGAAAUGCUAUACGGAGAAACCGCUCUUAGGUAAAUAUAAAAACUCAACAAUUUCCGUUGGAGAGAAAAACAAUACAAAAUGGAAAAUCUAUUUACUCUAGAAGAACGAGGAACCGAAAACAUUGAGCUCUCUAAAGCAGAAAAGGAUCAGAUGAGUAGAUUUGCUACAAGAUGGUUUAUGUCUGUAUAUGUGUGCAGUUUGGCGGCAAUAUUUAUUGGCGCAUUAGUGGGUGCACAGAAGUGAUUUGUCGUUUGAUGACUGGUUCAAACAAAUAGACAGAUGCUUAUGUGAGAGCAUUUGUCGUUUGAUGACUGGUUCAAACAAAUAGACAGAUGCCUAUGUGAGAGCAAAUAAAUAAUUUUAUGUAUAAUUCUAGUUUGAAAAUGUAGAUUCUAUAGUCCAUGAAGUAGAAACGUAAGGAACAAGAACCGUAUAGAAUUGUAACAAAAAGGCUCGAAAUUGUUGGCGUAUUCCAUCUGAAAAUGGGACAUGACUUGAAUAAUUGAAAUUACGCCAAUAUUUCGAAGACAGCCCGUCAUCUUCUAAAAAUCAUUCACAAUAUUUAUCGGGAUGAAUCGGAAAAAUUUAUUUAAGCAGCACCCAGUAUUGUGUGCAUGCGCACAAUUCUGAGUCAGCUGUGUGAUCCAGUCAUUCAUCCCCUUCAUCACCUUGGGGUAAACAACAUUUAUCACCAACCAAACAUCGCUAUCUUUGGGGGAGAGGAAGGAACAUCCAUAGUAGUAUAACGAAGUAAGUGUAUACAACCCACAGUUUUAGAUAUUAAAGGGCCAAUGUUUCCCGUCAUUCCUCUGGAAAGUACUAUUCUCGAAGAAGCUCUCAAAAAAUCCCAUUAAUUGAUUGAAGUAUUAAUUUGUACGAUUUGGAACGCUUGAAGCCUAAAAUUAAUGAAUCUGGAGCAUGUCUUGAAAGAUGGGUAUAAAUUUUUGUAUCAAUAGAUGUUACACAUCAAAUUCUUAGGGUAAAAUGAAAUCAAUAAUGUGAAUUUUUGCAAAUUUGAUUAAUUAAACCCAAAUUCUCUUGAAGUAUAACCAAGAUCAGGAAAUCUAGGGUAUUGUAGGGACACAUGCGAUUACAGAAUAUUUACCCUUGAGUACUUGGUAGAACCAACGGAAUAAUUGUUGUAAGAUGGUCUCCGACUAGCUCUUUUGGUGACAAUGUAGGACAUGGGUUUGUCCCUCUACAGAUGAUAGAAAUAGUUGAUUAACAAAGAAGUCAGACUUCAAUUGAAUCUCUAGAACACACAUUGCAAAAUAGAGCAUAGAGGAGUGUACAGGUCAUGUAUGUGCAACUACGAAAUCAUCAAGCACAUGACGACGAGAUGCUGA
Yamadazyma tenuis ATCC 10573 is the source of this 1625-nucleotide messenger RNA. NCBI's taxonomy places the organism in Eukaryota, Fungi, Ascomycota, Pichiomycetes, Serinales, Debaryomycetaceae. The record is from RefSeq and is a predicted model, not a curated record.